GCAACGUCGGUACAGAGAAACGUGUGGGUGUGGAGUCGCAGGCAGGAGUGGUGGGAUACUGAUGUGAGUGGCUUCACUGAUACAGAAUGUAUCAGUAACUUUCGAAUGACCAGAUCCACCUUCGAUUAUGUUUGUGAGCGCCUGCGAUCAACUCUGUCACGAGAAAAGACAUGUCUGCGGCGGCCCAUAACAGUGCAGAAAAGCGUUGGAGUUGGAGUGUAUUGGCUAGCAACAGGUGCGUGCUAUCGUACGAUAGCUAACUUGUUCGGCAUAGCCAAGUCUACAGUCUGCUCCAUUGUACACAAGUUCUGCGAAGCAGUUCGCCGUGUCCUCAUGCCCCAGUACAUAAAACUGCCCAAAGGGGAUGACCUACAAGAGGUCAUUGAAGGCUUCCAGCAGAGAUGGGGUUUCCCGCAGUGUGGAGGAGCUAUUGAUGGGAGUCAUAUCCCCAUCAUUGCUCCAGAGGAUAACCACGCAGAGUAUUUCAACCGCAAAGGGUGGCACUCAGUUCUGCUCCAGGGUGUCGUGGAUCAUCGGUUUUGCUUCACCAACAUCUAUGCUGGAUGGCCAGGGAGUGUUCAUGAUGUGAGGGUACUCCGGAAUUCCCAUGUGUACUCACUCGCAGAGAGAGGGGAGCUUUUUCCACCAGACUCUGAGGAGAUAAUGGGCGUUCAAGUGCCAAUCAUGCUGCUCGAUGACCCGGCUUUUCCCUUUCGAAGCUGGCUGUUAAAAGGAUACUGUGACACAGGGACCCUGACAGCUGAGCAGAAGUACUUCAAUGAGCGCCACAGCAGAGCCAGGAUGACUGUGGAGUGCGCUUUCGGCUGACUGAAGGGCCGGUGGAGGUGCCUUUGCUAAAUGGCUGGAUGUGGAUGUUUCCCUCGUCCCCACCAUAAUCAGUGCAUGUUGCACACUCCACAACGUGUGUGAAAUGCACGGGGAGAAUUAUGAAAAGGCUGGUGAAACUGUUCCUCAUGUUGAGAGAUGGGCUGAAGGAGGGGGAUUUGUAGAUGUGCAGCCAUCAAGAGUCAGAGAAGCACUGACUCAGCUUUUUCUUAGCCAACGUUGAGCCACAAACUGGGCUUUCACAAUAAUUACAAUAUCGUUCAACAUUUAGUACUUUUUGACCUCAAUGUUUAUCUGUACAUAUAUUUGUUAGUUAGUUUCUGUGUCAUUACAAGGUCUUCAAUAUUUUAAUAGUUCAAUAUAUUGAAAUCGGUUUUAAAGAUCUUGCAUCAUUUUUUUGAUGAUGUUGCUUGACUUGUGUGUAAAAAAUUAAACUUGAACUUCAUGCUUUUAAAAGCCAUUCUAUGAGAUGUUUCAUGUGUAGUUUUUAAGUGAGUUGCUUUGCAUUUAGUGUUAGAUGUAUUAAAAAAAAUGAAUUAAAUGAAAAUAAAUUUUAUUUAGGCCUACUCUAGGAUUGCAUGGGAUGCCGGAGCCUAUUUCAACGCACAAUUGACACAAAUAAAAUGAAAUAACCU
Messenger RNA from Carassius auratus (goldfish), 1481 nucleotides. RefSeq names its product protein ANTAGONIST OF LIKE HETEROCHROMATIN PROTEIN 1. The transcript is spliced from 3 exons. NCBI's taxonomy places the organism in Eukaryota, Metazoa, Chordata, Actinopteri, Cypriniformes, Cyprinidae. The coding region runs from base 106 to 828 and encodes 240 amino acids. The record is from RefSeq and is a predicted model, not a curated record.